This is a messenger RNA of Aspergillus saccharolyticus JOP 1030-1, 1761 nucleotides long. RefSeq names its product putative transcriptional repressor TupA/RocA (gene rcoA). Lineage: Eukaryota; Fungi; Ascomycota; Eurotiomycetes; Eurotiales; Aspergillaceae. The transcript is spliced from 8 exons. Gene Ontology annotation, molecular function: protein binding. The coding region runs from base 1 to 1761 and encodes 586 amino acids. The record is from RefSeq and is a predicted model, not a curated record.
AUGUACAACACUCAUCGCGGGAUGGUUCCCGCUCCAAACUCACGCCUGACGGAAUUGUUGGAUCAGCUGCGUCAGGAAUUUGAAAACCAGUCCAGAAGUACUGGGGAGUUCGAACAUCAAUUAACUGGUCAGCUUCAGGAAAUGGAAAUGAUCCGGCAGAAAAUCUUUCAGCUGGAACAGACGCAAGUCAAGAUGAAACAAGACUACGAAGCAGAAAUUCGAGUGUUGCGACACGAGCUUGAGUCACGCGGUGUCCAACCUGUCUCAUCGCAUAUCACUGGCCCUGCCCAGCACGCUGGUCCUUCUCAAGCGCCGCCUCCUGCUUUGGGUCACGGGCCCAGCAACCUGUUCGGUGGCAUCAUGACCAAUCAAGGAGGUAGCGGCCCUGGUCUUGCCCCUCCCCCUCCCCAGGAUCAACAGCCUCCCCAGCAUACUCUUCAGCAGCCUGCUGCCGCGGCUCAGCAGGGAGCGCCUCAGCCACCGCAGAGCUCGUUUGGAGGAUAUCAGCCUGGGGCUGCUGUAAAUGGCUAUGGACCGCCUCCCCCACCUGCUGCCUCUCCAGGUCCUGGUAAGCGGCCUCGCGCACCUCCUGGCCCAGCUACGCCUCAGCAAACUCAUCAACUCGCCUACCCUGAUCCGCGUGUCUCCCCGCAACUGGCCCGUCCGACUCCCCCUACUCAGUCGAUUGUCCGUGAUCGUCCUGGAAACAUGCUCGCCAACUGGAAUCCCGAUGAACUACCUGCCUCACAGAAGCGCGAAGGCGCUGAUUGGUAUGCUGUGUUCAAUCCUGAAGUGCAGCGCGUGCUAGACGUCGAACUCGUCCACCAUCUCGUUCAUGACAGCGUCGUCUGCUGUGUUCGCUUUAGCCGAGAUGGCAAAUACCUCGCCACUGGCUGUAAUCGUCAGGCUCAGAUCUACGAUGUUACUACCGGCCAGGUUGUUGCCACGCUGCAGGACGAAACUGUCGACAAGAAUGGCGAUCUGUACAUUCGUAGCGUCUGUUUUAGCCCGGAUGGCAAGUACCUUGCCACUGGUGCCGAAGACAAGCAGAUUCGGGUUUGGGAUAUCAGUUCUCGGACGAUCAAGCACAUUUUCACUGGUCACGAGCAGGACAUCUACUCUCUUGACUUUGCUGGAAAUGGCCGCUACAUCGCUUCCGGCAGUGGGGAUAAGACAGUCCGUCUUUGGGACAUUCUUGAUGGCAAGCUAGUCUACACACUAAGUAUUGAAGAUGGCGUGACUACUGUAGCCAUGUCUCCUGAUGGUCAUUAUGUCGCCGCCGGCUCCUUGGAUAAGAGUGUUCGCGUCUGGGAUACCACCACCGGCUACCUUGUGGAGCGUCUAGAGAACCCUGAUGGGCACAAGGAUAGUGUCUACUCGGUUGCUUUUGCACCCAAUGGUAGAGAUCUAGUCAGUGGCAGUCUUGACAAGACUAUAAAGCUCUGGGAGCUCAAUGUUCCCCGUGGCGCAUACCCUGGCAGUGGAGUCAAGGGUGGGAAAUGCGUCCGUACAUUCGAAGGUCACAAGGAUUUCGUGCUCAGUGUUUGCCUGACCCCCGAUGGUCACUGGGUAAUGAGUGGCUCCAAGGAUAGAGGGGUCCAAUUUUGGGACCCAAUUACCGGCAACGCACAGAUGAUGCUUCAGGGUCACAAGAAUUCAGUUAUCUCGGUUGCUCCUAGUCCCACCAACAACCUGUUCGCUACCGGCAGUGGUGAUAUGCGAGCAAGAAUCUGGAGAUACUCUAACUACACUGGCCGGUGA